GCUGCCACAACAGCAUUUUCUGUUAUUUAAUAAGUCUUUUUGUUCCUUUUUGAACCUGCCUGCGCCCUGGGUCUGUUCCUCCACCAAUCCUCACAUAAAGAGUUGUUAUAUCCAGUGAGAACAUUCAGACAUGUGGAUGAGUACAUUUGCACGUUUUGCCCUUCCCGUGCUACAAAGGAGCACCUCUCCAAUAGCCUGCAAGGCCCUGAGAGCUUGUCGCAGAAUUGAGAAGGCUGGAGUUCCACCGCCCUGUUUUCUGACACCAGUGGGUGUUCGUGGGCACCACACACUUGGCUCUGCCUCUCUCCCCGUGGCUCACCACUCAGUGAGGCAUGUCCGGGCUCUGGACGAAGAGAGGCUUCUGGAGGUGGAGUGGGAGGAUGGAGGCCAAAGUCUGUUCCCUUUCACCUGGCUUAGAGACAACUGCCAGUGYCCACUGUGCACCCUGCAGUCCGCACAGGCCCGUUUACUCUUGCUAACUGAUCUUGAUGUCCACACGGGAGUAAAUGUUGUGGAGGUCACCAAUGACAACAAGGUCUCAGUUGUGUGGCCAGACCAUCACAAUAGUGUCUUUGAUGCUGAUUGGCUGAGAAAACGCUGUUUUUCUACUACUGCCAGGCAAGCAAUGCAGGAGGAGCUCUUUCUCAAUGAGCGGUAUUAUUGGGACGCCAAGCUGCGUAUCCCCACAGCUGAUUAUCAGGAAGUGCUCCACGACGAUAAGGCGGCGCUCGCCUGGCUCCUGGCCCUGCGCCGCGUUGGCAUCGUCUACCUGAAGGGGGCUCCUGCAGAGCAGGGCCAAGUGGCCCGGCUCGCAGAGAGGAUCGGUUAUCUGCGGCUGACGUUUUACGGGCAUACAUGGCAGGUCCAGGACAAACCCAUGGCAAACAAUGUGGCCUACACUUCAGGGAAGCUCAGCCUGCAUACAGACUACCCCGCGUUAAACUUCCCACCUGGAGUGCAGUUUCUGCACUGCAUCAGCCAGGCCAUGGAAGGAGGUGAGAGCGAGGUGGUGGACGGCUUCCACAUGGCCGAGCAGCUGCGCAGAGAAGACCCGGAGGCGUUCAGGACACUCACCUCUCUGCAUGUGGACUUCAUCGACACAGGAACAGACUACUGCGACUUCAUGCUGCAGUCCAAGAACCGCAUCAUCGACGUUGAUGCUCAGGGCCGAGUCACGAGGAUCAACUACAACAAYGCCACCAGAGAUUCUGUGCUGGACCUCCCCCUGCAUCACGUCCAGCCGUUCUACAGAGCGCUGAAGGCCUAUGUGGACAUCAUGAACAGACGGGACAACGUGGUCACCUACAGGAUGGAGCCAGGUGACAUCGUGACCUUCGACAACUGGCGUCUGCUGCACGGGAGGAGGAACUUCAUCAGCAGGUCCGACAGGCUGAGACUCCUGGAAGGAGCCUACCUGGACUGGGACGAGGUCAUGUCUCGUCUCAGGAUUCUGCGCAGGACCGUGCAGGAGGAGGCCAGCUGUGGACACGAGGCCACGUUUAACUAGGCAGCCCCUCCCUGAAGCUGCAGCUCUGUCUGAUCACUGCUGACUCACAGGACAGCUCACACUACAGUCCGACUCUGCUGUGUUCAGUUAGCAACUAAUGUAAAUAACCUCAAAUUAUAUUUUUGAUAGGACAGAAUGAUUUAAAGUUUAUUAGGGGGACAAACAUUUGUAAAUUUUWCAUGUGUACAUUGUGCAACACAGCAAUGCAAAGAGGGCAAAAAGCCUCGUUCUGAUUUUAAGGUGCUUUCAGAUUUUUCUUUUUAACCUAAAGUGUUUUAUAUUUUGACACUUGUCUACAAUUACACUUUUUUCCCUUCUGAUCAUUUCAUGCUGUGAUGAGAUAUUUGGCCUAAGAGUUUGUUUUUACAGAUUCACUUCCUAUUUUCCACAUACAGGAAAAUAUUUGGUUUGAGUUUCCCAGGAGUUCAGGACGUGUCUAAAACCUGCUAUGGCUAAGAGUUGAAGAGAAAACAAGAUGUAAAAGUGUUGUACUUUCUAGCUUAGUGUGUGUUUAUUAAAAAAUUAUAAAAUGAUUUAAAAAACACACCGACAGACACACACACAGAGCUGGACAGAGCGACCCUUUAAAAAGUUUGUUUUCUGGUGAUCAGCACCAACCAAAAGUCCUUCAUGUGCCAUUUUCUUUGAUUAGAUUUUUCUUACAUUGUUCAUUAGUUGAACAUAAUCCCACUCUGGAUUAUAUUGGAAUUAGACCAGUAWAUGUCUAAAGCUGCUAUAGCUAUGCUACCUCUGUUUGUUUGAUCCAUGUUCUGGAMCUGCCUGUUUUCAAAAUCCAGAAAUGUCCUGUCACCACAGCAUGUUCGUUUGAUCUCAUCUACAGAAAUCUAAUGUCUUAUCAAAAACAAUUCUGCCAAUUAAAUUACUUUUAAAACUAAA
Messenger RNA from Austrofundulus limnaeus, 2404 nucleotides. RefSeq names its product butyrobetaine (gamma), 2-oxoglutarate dioxygenase (gamma-butyrobetaine hydroxylase) 1 (gene bbox1). Gene Ontology annotation, molecular function: gamma-butyrobetaine dioxygenase activity; iron ion binding. Gene Ontology annotation, biological process: carnitine biosynthetic process. Gene Ontology annotation, cellular component: mitochondrion. The transcript is spliced from 8 exons. Bases 131 to 1507 code for a protein of 458 amino acids. The record is from RefSeq and is a predicted model, not a curated record. Lineage: Eukaryota; Metazoa; Chordata; Actinopteri; Cyprinodontiformes; Rivulidae.